Molecule: messenger RNA, 381 nt
Organism: Anisakis simplex (herring worm)
Lineage: Eukaryota; Metazoa; Nematoda; Chromadorea; Rhabditida; Anisakidae
Source: the annotation of a GenBank genome assembly
AUGGGUGAUGAAUAUGAAGCGAUUGGACCAACUCCGGGUGAAGAGUCACCGGCCCCGCCACCGCCUGACCUUGCACCACCUCCCCCUGCACCCCCACCCGCCCCCGCACCACCACCCCCUGCACCCAUGUCUCCAUAUUUCCAACCCCCACCCCCUCCGCCUGCUGCAAAUGAAGGGACAAAAAGUGAGAAGAAACCCGAUGAGGGCACCACAGACGAUAAUGAAUCAAAAUCGAAAGCAAAACGAAAAAGUAAAGAUAAAGAUAAAUCGACUAAAACCAAAGAAAAAGAGAAACGGGGACCUCGUCGGAGAAUAACGGCGUUGGGCAAUCCCAGUCGGGAAGGAGUUGAAGGAAUUUGCACUUAUGGAACGAAAUCGUGA